Messenger RNA from Sciurus carolinensis (gray squirrel), 621 nucleotides. RefSeq names its product parvalbumin (gene Pvalb). Lineage: Eukaryota; Metazoa; Chordata; Mammalia; Rodentia; Sciuridae. Gene Ontology annotation, cellular component: cytoplasm; nucleus. The transcript is spliced from 5 exons. Gene Ontology annotation, molecular function: calcium ion binding. The record is from RefSeq and is a predicted model, not a curated record. Bases 101 to 433 code for a protein of 110 amino acids.
AUUUAAGUGGCCACCCACCACCAGGCUCACCUCCGCAGGAUCGCCCACCAGCCCACUGUCCAGUGCAGGCCCCCACGUCCACUCCCACCCAAGUUGCAGGAUGUCGAUGACAGACUUGCUCAGCGCUGAGGACAUCAAGAAGGCGAUCGGAGCCUUUGCUGCCGUCGAUUCCUUUGACCACAAAAAGUUCUUCCAAAUGGUGGGUCUGAAGAAGAAGAGUGCGGACGACGUGAAGAAGGUCUUCCACAUCCUGGACAAGGACAAGAGCGGCUUCAUCGAGGAGGAUGAGCUGGGAUUCAUCCUAAAAGGCUUCUCCCCAGAUGCCAGGGACCUGUCUGCGAAGGAAACCAAGACGCUCCUGGCUGCUGGAGACAAGGAUGGGGACGGCAAGAUUGGGGUUGACGAAUUCUCCACUCUGGUGUCUGAAAGCUAAGAGGCGCUGACUGCCCUGGGUCCUCCACCUCUCUGCUCCCAACACCCCAUCUCGGCCCGUCUUGCCCCCUCUUGAGUUUCUGUUCCGUUUAUAUAUGUUAUUUUUUACUCCCCCAUCCCCUGUGGCUCUCAAAUGACACCAUUCUUCUGGAAAAUGCUGGAGAAACAAUAAAGGUUGUACCAAUCGGA